AUGGAGAGAAAAUGGACAUACUAUGCUGUCUAUUCCAUCAUCCAGAUACACUUUGUCAGGGGAAUAUGGGAAGAAACAAUCAAUGCAGGAGAAGCAGGAGAAAACAUUUAUGCUUUGCCUGGCUCCAAUGUCAACUUGACCUGCCAAACACGAAAAAAAGCCUUCUUGGUGCAGAUGCAAUGGUCCAAGGUCACCAAUAAGAUGGACCUGAUUGCCCUAUAUCACCCUCAACAUGGCUUCUACUGUGCCAGUGAGAGUUCCUGUGAGUCACUUGUGGCCUUCACAGAAUCUCCUGGUAAUGUGAUAAAAUGGACUUUGCACUUACGGAAUGUAUCUUCCUCACUCAGAGGAAAGUAUGAGUGUAGCUUUACUUUGUAUCCAGAAGGCACUUGGACAAAAAUCUACGACCUACUCAUUCAGAGAAAUGUUACACAGGAUGAAUGGAGAAGCAGUCAUACAAUAGAAAUAGAGAUAAAUCAGACUCUGGAAAUACCAUGCUUUCAAAACAUCUCCUCAGAAAUUUCAUCUUCAUUCACCUUUGCAUGGUUGGUGGAAGAGAAUGGAACUCAGGAAACCCUUAUCACUCAAGAUCACACCAUCAGCAAUUCUACAUUAUUUAAAGACAGAGUCAAACUAGGUACAGACUAUGGACUUUACCUUUCUCCAGUCCAAAUCCAUGAUAAUGACCGGAAGUUCUGUUGCCAUGCUACAGUCAGGCCUGGGAAGAUCUUGAGGAGCACCACGAUGGUCAAAGUGUUUGCUAAGCCAGAAAUCCCCAUGAUUGUGGAAAAUAACUCCAUGGAUGGCUUGCAAGAGAGAACAUUUACCUGUUCACUGAGGAAUGUAUUUCCCACAGCUAAUCUCACAUGGUUUCUAGAUGGAGGACUUCUUCAAGGUGAAAAAGAAGUAAUACACAUUACUAAUGAAGAGAGAAAAAGCAAAGGUGGAUGUUUGGAACUGAAGUCUGUAUUGACAAGGCUGUACAUUAAUGAACCAACCCAGUCAAACAACCUGACCAUCUGGUGUGUGGCUCAGUCUCCAGGUCCUGGGAAUAAAGUGUGGAGAAUCUCAUCUGAAAAGAUUUAUUUUUCUUUAGGUUCUGUGAAUCCUCCAACAGAUCCUCCACCCAAUAUUACAGAAUCUCCUUUUAUCACCCAGUCUUCUCCAGCCAACAGCAGGUCUUCUACAAGAUAUACAGCCACAUCUUCAAUAUCCCCUGUGGAUGUAAGCACCUCAACUCCAAACUUUAUCCUUCAAACCAGCAAUUCCAGUGGGACUACCCAAGGCUUCAACUACUCCUGGACCACCAGGGAAAAAGAUACUGAACAAUCAGUUUCAUGGAUGCCCAGUGAAACAUACGGAUUAUCCUCCUCAGGAGCCGACUCAACGCUUCAUGGUACUGAGGUUAAUAAGCCCAAAGAUGGAAUGUCCUGGCCAGUGAUUGUGGCAGCUUUGCUCUUUCUCUGUGUGAUAUGUUUUGGCCUUGGGCUGAGAAAAUGGUGUCAAUAUCAGAAAGAAAUCAUGGAGAGACCCCCACCUUUUAAGCCACCACCACCUCCUGUCAAGUACACUUGCUUUCAAGAGCCCACUGGAAGUGAUCUGCCUUGUCAUGAGUUGGAGACUCUCUAG
Messenger RNA from Orycteropus afer afer, 1629 nucleotides. RefSeq names its product CD96 molecule (gene CD96). The record is from RefSeq and is a predicted model, not a curated record. The coding region runs from base 1 to 1629 and encodes 542 amino acids. The transcript has 13 exons. NCBI's taxonomy places the organism in Eukaryota, Metazoa, Chordata, Mammalia, Tubulidentata, Orycteropodidae. Gene Ontology annotation, biological process: cell-matrix adhesion; inflammatory response.